AUGCAAAACUUGGUGGGGUACAUGCCUGACGAGAAGCUGCGGCUGCAGGAGCUGAGGAGGCGAUGGCUGAAGGACCAGGAGCUGAACCCCUGGGAGCCCAGUUGCCCCCACACAGUGUGGCCCCUGGAGAGAUUCUGGAAUAACUUUGCAGGCGGGCCCUUCAAAUAUCAUGUGGCUACAGAACCAUAUGCCAUUGUUGACAAGAAGCCCAGAAUAUUCCCAGGUGAUGCAAUUCCAGAGACUGGAGAAGUAAUUCCACCAAUGAAAGAUUUUCCUGAUCAGCAUCAUUGA
Messenger RNA from Psammomys obesus (fat sand rat), 291 nucleotides. Its product is annotated as NADH dehydrogenase [ubiquinone] 1 beta subcomplex subunit 6-like. Lineage: Eukaryota; Metazoa; Chordata; Mammalia; Rodentia; Muridae. The transcript has 3 exons. The coding region runs from base 1 to 291 and encodes 96 amino acids. Gene Ontology annotation, biological process: mitochondrial electron transport, NADH to ubiquinone; mitochondrial ATP synthesis coupled electron transport. The record is from RefSeq and is a predicted model, not a curated record.